AUGCUUACUUACAAUCCUGUUACUGCUGGCAACAUUCAAGGAACAACUGGCAUCUGUCAUGACAAGGCAUUGAUUCUCAUCCCUCCCGAUGCCAAGCUCGAUCCGACCAUUACCACUACACCAAGUCGUACUCUGUUUGUUGGUCGUCUAGCUCCCUCUGUUACUCAAGAUAUUCUUGCAGAUACAUUUCGUCCAUACGGAACUGUUCUUCAAUGUCGCAUUAUAGUGAAUAAUAUUACAGGACAGAGCCGUGGGUAUGCAUUUGUAGAAAUGGAAAGUCAGCAUGAUGUAAAUGCUGCAAUUCGAGCAUGUCAUGGAAUCCAUUUGCAUGGACAACACAUCUUGGUCGAUACUGAGCAUGGUAGAACUGUUACUGGAUGGAUUCCGCGUCGAUUGGGUGGUGGUCUUGGCGGGAAAAAGGAGUCGGGUCAAAUGAGAUUUGGUGGACGGCAUCAUCCAUUUAAAUAUCCCUUGCAGUCACGAUUACCAUCUACCGGUCGUGAUGAUUCCAAGCGUCCAUGGGAUCAAAGAGACUUGAAGUGUUAUGAUUCGAGUAGUAAACGACACUCUGCUAAUCGAGUUUGGGAUCGUCAUUCUAGUGAUAAAGGUGGAAAAGGUCGCAGUGAAGUCUCUAAAUACCGUGACGACAGAGAUUCAAGAAGGGACUCUACUGACAGUAGAGGUGAGCGCAACUCAAGCAGAUACCAGCGUACUCGUUCUCCUCAAAAACCGUCAUCUCAUUCCAGUCGACAUUCUGAUUCAAAAUAUAGCUCUAGAUAUGACAGCCGCUAA
This is a messenger RNA of Batrachochytrium dendrobatidis JAM81, 792 nucleotides long. RefSeq lists its product as uncharacterized. Gene Ontology annotation, molecular function: snRNA binding; mRNA binding. The coding region runs from base 1 to 792 and encodes 263 amino acids. The record is from RefSeq and is a predicted model, not a curated record. The transcript is spliced from 4 exons. Gene Ontology annotation, biological process: mRNA splicing, via spliceosome. NCBI's taxonomy places the organism in Eukaryota, Fungi, Chytridiomycota, Chytridiomycetes, Rhizophydiales. Gene Ontology annotation, cellular component: precatalytic spliceosome; U12-type spliceosomal complex.